Molecule: messenger RNA, 1709 nt
Organism: Pseudogymnoascus verrucosus
Lineage: Eukaryota; Fungi; Ascomycota; Leotiomycetes; Thelebolales; Thelebolaceae
Exons: 1
Coding region: 82-1479 (465 amino acids)
Source: RefSeq, a predicted model, not a curated record
UCGAUUGAUUUUACUCGAUUGAUUGAGCGCACCAAAUCGUUCAUAGUAGCAACCCCGCAACAGUUGUGGAUUCCAAGAAGCAUGACUUCCCAACAGCCUGGCAUCUCCGCGCGGAAGUUCGGCCGGUCUUUCGAAUGCUUUGAUUCCCUAUCAUCAGCGAGCGUGGGCAAUCGAGAGCUCGGAAAGGUCAAGAUAGACUGUCGAUUCCGUCUAUCGAAAUCGAAAUGGGGUGUGUUGGGAAACGCAGAACGGUCCGCUGGAAUUCUCUACAUGGAUCUCUGCUUUGAUCAACCAAAGGACUGCAGGCUAUCUAGCGCAACGGUUUUAUUGACGUUAGAUCAUGAGGUUAAUGACAUAGAUAGGUAUCGGAGACCAGAUCCUGUGUCCAUUUCUCGGGCAAACUCGCUUCAGAUGACCAAUUAUUUCGGACCAAGGCAGCUAAGCGGCAAGCAAACGACCGUGAAUAUGAAGUCUACUUACCGCCUCACCCCCGAGGUCAAUGUCAUGGGCACUGGUCUGGGAGGAUUAGGGAAAGAUGUUGAGACUAAGCGGGAAGUCACCAGUAGGUGGACCUUCACCGGACAGCUUCAGCCAGGCAAGACUGCAGCCUACCGAACUCUGAAGUGGGAACUGAGCGAAAACGAGUUGGACCUCCAAUCGCUACAUAGUAGUACCAUCCACACGGGAUUUACAUUUGAGCAUGAUCAGAAACCAUGCUACCUUCGCGUUGAAAUCACAGGCAAACUGCGGGGAGUGCGGCACCGUAUAAAGGAGAACCUGAAGUUCCCUCCAAAGCGAUCAAAAAACCAGGGCGAGACCGUCGUUAAGAUGGAUCUUGGUCCACAGCACAAGUUCAACACUCGCCUUGACUCGUUAGCAGAUGGCUUAGCGAUGGCAAUGGAAAUGGAGAAUUACGAGAAAAUUCCAGUUGAGAUGCCCGAAGCUAUACCGGCGUUCUUCCAGGAAGUCCGCAAUCAGCAAAGUCAGCUAGCAGCGACUUCCAAUCCAGCGCCACCCCCUUCGUCGGAAGAGGCAAUAAUAGGUCGGAUCGAUCUUACUCCAGCGCAACCGCCAAUGCUCACCGCACCAGUCGCCGAAGACCCCCUCAUUGAAGAGCUCGCUAGGGCGCAUUUGUCCUUCCCUCUUCCAGCCCAGAUCCGGCGGAGGGCUCCCAAGAGUAUGUCCUCAAGUUCGACGGUGACACUAGUAGGAGUGGAGGAGCGGGAUGAGGAGAUAUCUGCAGCGUUAAAAGGCGCGCAAAACGGGGUACCUGAGGUACAGAAAGAAUUCAACGAGGUUGGACAAGCUAUACACGCUGUGCAGGAUCUCGUGAAGACAGAAAAGGAAGAAGUUGAUGCUGCUCUAGAAACGUUUAUGCGACUUUCACAAUCCCCUGCACUUCUGUUUCUUAUUCAUGUAUUUGCUAGCUUCUUGGAUUUGUUUGCAAAGAAGCAAGCGUCUGUUAAAAAGAAAUUUUAAAUUGGGUAACUGCUCAACUUCAAAAAUAUUCUUUUGGCAGGACUAGGGCUGGUGGUUUUGUUAAUGAUAUCUAUACCCUUAUCAUUUCUUUGGUUUAUAGCUACUGUUUGUAAUAUAUUGAUUUUAGCACUCGUCCCGUUUUUCUGCUCUCCUGGGGGGAGGAGUUGGUUGUCUUAUGACAGAAGAUACUAUUAUUAUUAGGGGUGCAAAAUGACAUAAACUAGAAGCCG